Molecule: messenger RNA, 2371 nt
Organism: Carassius auratus (goldfish)
Lineage: Eukaryota; Metazoa; Chordata; Actinopteri; Cypriniformes; Cyprinidae
Product: B-cell receptor CD22-like
Exons: 8
Coding region: 115-1230 (371 amino acids)
Source: RefSeq, a predicted model, not a curated record
UGUGUUUUAGUUUGUUUGUUUCUUUAGUUAGGUUUGAUGGUUUUGCAGAGUAUAGGCGCAUUAAUGUAACAAAGUGAUAUUGUUUGAAAUGUUGCAUGCUGAUUGUUUUGAUGCAUGAAGAGCCAAAGAAACUCUGAGAAAGAAGCAGGUGUUGCUGUGGUGAUGUCAUUCAGGAUGGCUCCUCCUCUACCUUGGAUCUUUCUUCUCAUGAUUCAUGGGGUUUCUAGUGCUGACUGGGGUGUGAGUUACACUCCUUCACACAUCUGUGCACUACAUAACUCAUCAGUGAUAAUGAACUGCACUUAUACAUACCCUAAUGGAUAUAAGAUCGAGAAAGUGUUCUGGACUAAUACGAAAGAGAAAAAAGAUAAACAUGAAGAGUUUCCAGAUCUGUCUAAGGAUCCUGAAUACAGUCAGAGGCUUCAGUAUCUGGGAGACAAAGAGCAGAACUGCACCAUCAGACUGAGUCAUGUGACACAGAAGGACCAACACAUGUACUGUUUCAGAUUCAUCACUGAUAAACCUGAUGGAAAAUGGACUGGUGAUCCAGGAGUGACUCUUACUGUCACAGAUCUUCAGGUGGAGGCUCCUGAGAGAGUGACAGAGGGUCAUAAUGUCCGUCUGACAUGUAAAAGCAGCUGCACUCUGACUGACAGAGCAACAUUCAUCUGGUACAGAAACUCACAGCCAUUAACUGAGAGAAGAGACAGAAACAAUCAACUCCUGCUGCAGUCAGUCAGAAGAGAGGAUGCAGGCAGAUACAGCUGUGCUCUACAUGGACACACUUACAUCUCUCCUGCUGCUCAGCUCAAUGUCUCCUAUGCACCAAAGAACGUGUCAGUGUCUAUAAAUGGAUCAGGUGUAAUAGUGGAGGGAGAUUCAGUGACUCUGAUCUGCAGCAGUGAUUCAAACCCUCCUGCUCUGAACUUCAGCUGGUUUAAGGAGAAUCAAAGCUCAGCUGUUGGAUCUGGACAGAGUUUCAGUGCACUACAGAGUGGACGCUUCUACUGUGAGGCUCACAAUCAACAUGGAUCACAGAGAUCAGACGCUGUUACUGUCACUGGUGAAGAGCAUUACAGAUCCAGUUGGAGUGUAGUUUUUGGGAUUGCAGUGGAAUGUGGAGCGUCAUUAAUGCUUAUUACCAUCAUUAUCAUAAUCAUCCUGUUCAUAAUAAAGAAAAGAAGGAGUUUUAAAUCUGAAUACAUCACAAAGACGCAGACACCAUACUAGAGACCCCCAAAAGGUACCAUUCCUCAUCGGCUCACUCAAAUUCUGAGGGUGUGACAUUAUCCCAUCAUGAAGAUGCUGAGCUAAACAAACACUCUAAGCUUGAACCAAGCUUUUCAGUCUUGAUCUUUCAUUCAUCGAUAUCCUCUUAUUCGAGCUGGUCUUUCUCAUCAGCUCACUUCAGCAGAGACCAAAUUUAGCCCCAAAGUGCAUCAGGACUCUUUAUCAAACAGGCGAGACCUGCUGUGCAAGUAUCAGACUUAGUCUUAUUAACUGAUAGAAUAAGUAUCAUAUGCACCUUUGUAAAAUAUGCAUAUGAUACUUAUUCUAUCAGUUAAUAAUUUGAACUAAGAAACUGAUGUUUCCUUCAGGCUGUAGACCUCCUGAAUAUCAAAUUGUAUCAUACUGUAGCUUCAUGUCUUUAUUUCUCUUUUCUUUACUGCUGAAACUUUAAGCCUUUUUCCUAUCCAAACUGUAUGCAUGUGUGUGUAUGUGUGUGUUAGACUAGUUUAAUUUCUUAGGUAGUUAAUAAAGUUUUAUAUCACAUUUGAGGUCUUUUUUUGCUCAUAACUGAAGUCCCUAAUCAUGCAGAUUUUAGCUACAUGCUCUGAGUAGUAUUGUACAGUAAGAAACAGGAAAGUAAUGUUUUUAGAAUUUACAUACAGUUGACACUGAGAGGUCAAAUAAAUGCAUAUAGCAGAUCUAAAUACUUAUAACAAAUCAUAACUAGUUAUGAUUGCUUAUUCAUAUUUCCCCUUUGAGAUAAUUCGCUACAGCAGUUAUCUGUGUUUCAGACUUAUCAAAGUCUAUCAACAUAUUCCACAACAAAACAUUCAGAAACUGAUAUUUCUCUCUUUAAACGGAUAGCUGUCAGUAUGUGAAGUGUCCUUACAUGGUGUGACAAGAGAUUUUGGAAAUUAAAAAAUAUAUACAAAUACUAAUAUAUAUAUAUAGUCUCGUCAUAACCUGAACACAAAAACAAAUAGCACGAGCAGCAGAGUCCUCUUCACAAACAAAUUAAGUCCACUUAUGAAUCAUUUAAAAAACCUGAUGUCAGAAUGAUGCAAACAAAUAAAUCAUAAGUAAAAAUCUAUUUUGAAAAUAUGUAUUUAAUAUUGUGCUAUGAAUUUUAAUUAAUUUACCU